AUGGCUAGGAUCCAAAGAAAACUCUUCCCAACAGAAACUACCUCAAACCAAACUUCAGAUUGUUAUGGCUUUUGUGAUCCUUUAUGUCCUUCAAAUUGUUAUACUAACACAAAUUACUAUUUCACACCCCCACCCUUUGAUCAUACUACACAAACACAAGUUAACCACAUUGGCUCCUACUUCAUCAUCCUCAUUUUAUUAUUCUCAUUAAUUUUUACCAUCAUUGUUUUCUAUUUUAUCAAAGUGAAAUGCUAUAAUGAAAUGUGUGGUUGGAGAAUCAAUAACUCGGCUCGCUCUCAAGACGUUAACAACGAAGAGCUUCUCAAUGAAAAUCGUGACCACAAUCACGAUCACAAUCACCCCGUGUGGCUCAUCGCUACGGUUGGUUUGCAACAAUCAAUUAUAAAUUCGAUUACGGUUUGCAAGUAUAGAAAAAAUGAAGGGCUAAUCGAAGGAACCGAGUGUUCGGUUUGUUUGAAUGAAUUUCAUGAAGAUGAAACGUUGAGACUAUUGCCAAAGUGUAGCCAUGCUUUUCACAUUUCUUGUAUUGAUACUUGGUUGAGAUCUCAUAUUAAUUGUCCUCUUUGUCGAGCCAGUAUUGUUUCCAACAACGUUACUCCUGAAGUAACGUUGUUGAAUUCCGAGCAAGAAAAUAACAACUUGGGAAGAAAUCAAAAUACUCAAAUGGAGAGUCCAAGGACUGAUCAAGAGAAUGAUUUAAACAACAAUAUUGUUAUUAAUGUUGCAUUUGAAAACAUAAUUGGAGAAUUAAGUGAUGAAUCAUCUGAAUCUAGAAGAUAUCAUCAAGUUAUUGAGAAAAAGAUGAACAAGGUUAGUGUUUGGAAGGUUAUUACUAAAAAAAGUAGCAAAACUAUGCGUCGAUGUUCGAUUGAAGAGUGUUUGCAUGUAAGGCCGGUGGCUAUGAAAAGGUCUUUAAAUCUACAAGGAAGGAAGAGGUUAAAAAAGAGAUAUGCGACUACAAUUUGA
Messenger RNA from Vicia faba (fava bean), 987 nucleotides. NCBI's taxonomy places the organism in Eukaryota, Viridiplantae, Streptophyta, Magnoliopsida, Fabales, Fabaceae. The record is from the annotation of a GenBank genome assembly.